AAACACUGGCCUUUGUCUGCGCAUGCGCACAUUCAACUACUGGUUGCUGCACUGCGCAAACACACCGGUGACUCAGCUGGUUCAGCUUUCUAGGCUGGUGAAAAGGAAAGUGAAGUGGGCUGGAUGGUGCCACCCUGCAGUCGCUGUCCAGGAAGGUAACGAACUUUAAACAGCAGAACAAUUUUGCAGUGGGCGACAUUUUCAAUCCACAGCGUGAGAAAAAAGAGAUUAUCGCGAGAUCCGAGAUCCGGGAAGGGGCCCGCGCUCUGCGGUAAAAUGGCAUCACAGCAGACCGCGUUUCCUGAGAAACUCAGCCGAAAACAAUACAAGGCCGCGAUGAAGAAGGAGAAACGCAAGAAACGUCGGCAGAAAAUGGCUCGGCUGAGAGCUCUGGAAGCCCAACCAGAGGAGGACGAUGAUGUUUCUGCUAACGAAGAACUUGCAGAGAGAUUACUGGAGAUAGAGCGGCAAAGAUUACAUGAAGAAUGGCUGCUGAGGGAGGAGAAGGCACAAGAAGAAUUCAGAAUAAAGAAGAAAAAGGAAGAGGCCGCUAGAAAACAGAAGGAAGAACAGGAGAGACAAAUAAAGGCCGAAUGGGAAGAACAACAGAAAAAACAGAGAGAGGAGGAGGAGCAGAAGCUACAAGAGAAGAGAGAGAGGGAGGAAGCAGUGCAGAAAAUGCUGGACCAGGCUGAAAAUGAGCGCACUUGGCAGAACCCGGAACCACCCAAGGAUUUAAGGCUGGAGAAAUAUCGACCCAGUUGCCCCUUCUACAAUAAAACGGGAGCGUGCAGAUUUGGUAACAGAUGUUCACGGAAACACGACUUUCCCACGUCAAGCCCCACCCUUCUUGUGAAGAGUAUGUUUACAACGUUUGGAAUGGAGCAGUGCAGAAGGGAUGACUAUGACUCAGACGCAAACCUGGAGUACAGUGAGGAGGAGACCUACCAGCAGUUCUUGGAUUUCUACCAUGACGUGCUGCCUGAGUUCAAGAACGUGGGAAAGGUAAUUCAGUUCAAAGUAAGCUGCAACCUGGAACCUCAUCUGCGGGGCAAUGUGUAUGUUCAGUACCAGUCGGAAGAAGAAUGCCAAGCAGCCCUCUCUCUCUUUAAUGGAAGAUGGUACGCAGGAAGACAGCUCCAGUGUGAAUUCUGCCCAGUGACACGGUGGAAGGUUGCAAUUUGCGGUUUAUUCGAAAUGCAAAAGUGUCCAAAAGGAAAGCACUGCAACUUCCUUCAUGUGUUCAGAAAUCCCAACAACGAAUUUAGAGAAGCUAACAGAGACAUCUACAUGUCUCCGGCUUGGACUGGCUCCUCUGGUAAAAACUCAGACAGGAGGGAAAGGAAGGACCAUCACGAGGAAUACUAUAGCAAGUCAAGAAGCUACCACUCUGGUUCCCACCACUCCUCCAAGAGAAACAGGGAGUCCGAGAGGAAGAGCCCUCACAGGUGGAAGAAAUCUCACAGACAGACAACGAAGAGUCAUGAGAGGCACAGCUCAAGAAGAGGAAGAGAAGAAGACAGCAGUCCAGGUCCACAAAGCCAGAGCCACAGAACCUGAGCCCAGUUAAGGUGGCACCACUUGGACCCAAGACUGAUAUCAGGCUUGGCAACAACCAAACUUCAUUACAGAAUAAAAACCUAACAGUAUCCUUCAGAGUCCCCAAAGUAUUCAAAACGAAACUGAUUACAAAGGAAAGGCAUGGUGACUCCAUCUAAUUCCCAACCAAGUUACAAAACCGUGUGGCUUUAACAGAGACAGAAACAGGUAUUCGUUAUUUCUUUGUCUGUUACAAUGCUGUUAUAAUGCUUAGUAUCAUGUCAUUGAUGUUAUUUUCCAUACAGUUUAAGCUGGCUUCCCAUGUUGUUUUCCUGUAAUAACUUGACAUUGUGAUGCUUUAUCAUUAAUAUAU
Molecule: messenger RNA, 1912 nt
Organism: Mus pahari (shrew mouse)
Lineage: Eukaryota; Metazoa; Chordata; Mammalia; Rodentia; Muridae
Product: U2 small nuclear ribonucleoprotein auxiliary factor 35 kDa subunit-related protein 1
Exons: 1
Coding region: 277-1560 (427 amino acids)
Biological process (GO): mRNA splicing, via spliceosome
Cellular component (GO): U2AF complex; spliceosomal complex
Molecular function (GO): metal ion binding; pre-mRNA 3'-splice site binding
Source: RefSeq, a predicted model, not a curated record